Messenger RNA from Cyprinus carpio (common carp), 2203 nucleotides. RefSeq lists its product as uncharacterized. The record is from RefSeq and is a predicted model, not a curated record. Lineage: Eukaryota; Metazoa; Chordata; Actinopteri; Cypriniformes; Cyprinidae. The transcript is spliced from 4 exons. Bases 365 to 1444 code for a protein of 359 amino acids.
UGACAAUGAGUUUUUCAGUGUCACCUCAACUGCUGACUUGUAUGACAAGGCCACUGUCAAAGUGAUCCUAAAAGAGCCGACGAUAACCCUUGACCUACACCCAGUACUUGAAUCAUCUUCAUUGAGUUCAGUGAGCACCUAUCCUGCAAGUACUACUGAAACGGACAUCUGCCCUGCAGAUCAUGAUGCAUCCUCAGAGGUGUUAAACUACGCAUCGUCAAGUUCCAGUGACACCAUUAUUCUCCCUGAUUCAUGUCGCUCUGCUGCAUGGCCAGUGCCAUUCCAAGUACCGGAGUUUUCCCGAGACGUAGAACUCAUCCUCGCAGAGGCAAACAACUUAUAUGAUGCCACUGGAAGACACUUCAUGGAUGUCAGUGUUAAAUCAGCAAUAAUGCAAGAGCUUGCAAAAGUAAUUUUUUCUUACACUGCUUACCCAACCAAUCAGCAAAUCCUCUCAGUGGCUGAAGCCUUGGUUUCUAAGUUUCCGUGUCUUAGGGAGCCGGGAUCAUUUGCAGGCUUAUAUGGCUGGCAGCAGCGCAUAAAAAACAAGAUGCACAAUUAUCGUGCCAAGCUACGAUCUCGUAAAUAUUCUUACCCGGAAAUUGAAAUCAACACCUUAAAAAGGAAGCAUCCAGGUGAUGCAGUGCCUUCGAAAAAUAUAAAAAAGCCCAAAAAAGCAGAGGUUAAUUACCUCCCUCCGCACCCUACUGGUGAAAGCCAAGAGACUCUGGAGAAAGAGAGGCUUGAUUUAAUUUUUGAAAUUACAAAGAAAAACAAUGCAAAGAUAAUUGCAGAUAAAAUGAAUAAAACCUUCUCUAGCCGAAGAGUUGAAGUGGUCAGCCUCAGCCCCUCUGUGGGUGUGUUUAAAGAAAGGUGGCCAGCAUUAUUCACUGAGGCUCAGAUCAAGGAGGAGUUUAGACGCAUCACAACAGUUUCCUUGGAGGAGACAUUCAUGCGGAAGCUCGAUGAGUACACACCAGGUCUUUUGCGGCUAAUGCGUGCCAAAGGAGGAGCAGCUGGUUGCAAGAUGCGUCCUCUGCUGGACACUUUAAAUGACACACAGAACAUUGAGAAAAAAAGAGAUGCUGUUGUCUGCUGCCUCAUUAACUACCUCGGUGAAAGACAAGAAGAUCUUUUCCAUGACUUCCAGGAAUGUGAGGACUACACAGACAAAACGAUGAAGGUGAUUGUGAAGCACAGUGUCAUGGCUGAGGAGGAUCCAUCAGAUUUGUCUGUUGUGAUCGAGGGAAACCAAGUGAUGGAAGGAUGUGGAAGCCGAACAAAGGCAUGCAUACUGCUGAUGGGACUCAUUUAUGCAAUCAACAUCGAAUAUCCAAAGGAGCUGAAGAACACGUUUGAAGCUUUUCAAAAACUUUUUUUGGAAAUUGACGGGGCAAAACUACUGAAAAAGGUCCACAGCCUCAAAAAUAAGCUCAUGCAGUAGACACACAUUUCCCCUGUUGUUCGAAGAGGAUCUUUUGUCUGGACAUACUUUUAAUGGAGUUGUAAUGGAGUGUAGUUUUAUAUUUUUCUUCUUUUCCCUUAUUUGCUCCACACACAGACACAGAUCCAUCCACUCUCUCUCAGCCCACUCCAUUGCUCUGUGAUUUCCCCCAGAUUGACAGAAAAGGAAUACCAAUAGAAAGUGGCCUGAAGAAUUUUGAUCUCUCCUUCUACCCUCUUUCCCUCCCCAUUUGUUUGUUUCUUUUAUUCUCAUCCUAUCUUUGAGAGUGAGAGCAAGCUAAAAAACUAAAGAAGUUUGGUGUUCUGUUUUAUCCUUAUCCAGAUAUUUGAUACUGUACAUGCACAGAAACAACCAUGUGGAGUUUGUGUGUGUGCUUUUGAUUUUUAAAAUAGAAUAAGUGGCAUGUGUUGUUUGCAGUAGCCAAUUAUCCAGAAACAACAUUUCAAACUGUUAUCUUAGUGAGUUAUAAAAAGGCAAUUCGUUCAUUGUUGUGUGAAGCUGUUUAUUUAGCUUACUUUAUUUAGCACUUUAUUCUGUGUUUUUUGAUAAUUUGGUGCAUCAUUGCUGCAUAUAAACAAGGCUGUUCGGUUAUUUGUUAUAUGAAUACCUGGACCACAGAUUUGGUCAGUCACUGUUGUGUAAAUCUGAAGAGACACAAAGAGUUUAGUCUAAGAGUUUAGAUACAAGAAAAUCUUAAUGUGAUUGGACAUCCAGCACUGCUCUGAUCUCCUCACUUCU